Messenger RNA from Portunus trituberculatus (swimming crab), 5699 nucleotides. RefSeq names its product BAI1-associated protein 3-like. Bases 768 to 4967 code for a protein of 1399 amino acids. Lineage: Eukaryota; Metazoa; Arthropoda; Malacostraca; Decapoda; Portunidae. The record is from RefSeq and is a predicted model, not a curated record. The transcript has 29 exons.
CAAAAAGCACUCUUUUCAUGUGUUGAGUGUUUGUUGUAUAAUUAAGAGCAUCGUAUUUCACGAUUAGAAUGUGAAUCUGGGUUGGCAAUAACAAGGCUACGCUUGCGUAUGUGUGUGGCAGAGGCUCUGAGCACACAGGUGAGGUGGUGGUGGUAGCGCCCGUCAGUGCUGCUCGGGCCGUCACGAGGACAGCAUUACGCGAGCUCCAGCAGAGCACCGCGCUCGAGUCCCAUCCCAGCAGCAUCAUUCCUCGCGCACCAGUGGCCCCUCAGUUUUGUCUGGGUAUUGACAGUGUGGUGAUGCAGGCGGUGGUGGAGGUGUGAGGCAGUCCUCUGGACCACGCGCGAGAAACAACAGGUGGAGGUCAUGUGAGGCGCAGCACUGUGGUGCCGCUCCAGUCACAUGUAGUGUUGGGUUAUUGCUUGCCCAGCCAAGAGUGUUACGGUAGUUAUCAAUACUGAAGGAGUUCUGAGGGGCCUGUUCUUGAGGUAACGACUUCAUAAAAGGGGUGGUAUAUGUUACAAGUUAGAUAUAUGCGUACAUAGAAUAAAUAGAUCAAUGAGUUGAGAAAUAAAACGUAGAAAAAGUUGGGUUAUCAGAUGCUAGGUUUAGUGUAUUUCCAGCACACAUACAGUACUAUUAAAACGUCACGGCUACUGGAAGAUAUGAAGUUCUGCUGAACUCAACGGGCAGAGCCUCGUGCAGGGCCCAGCGAAGUCCGUUCCCGAGACGGGUUGAAGGCAUAACGAAGAUAAAUUAAUACCACGAUGAGUUUUCUAAAUUCACUGCAGCAGGUGGUGGCGGGGGUGACCAGCAGCGUCACGAAUCUUUCGCUGUCACCGAAAAGAUUUCCUUUCGGACGUGAAAAUAGUACCGGCGGAUCGGAAGUCACCACAACCACGGCUCCUCAGCACCAGUCGCACCAUCAUCGCCCUGGAGGAUCACCCAACCCGCGGCUUGGCCCCAAGUUAGUGCCAACACCAGGGGCUGUUGGUGGGGCAUCUCCGCGUCCCCAGGGACGCUGCAAGAGUUUCAUGAACCACAUGAUGCAUCCGCCACCACCCAUGGUGCAGCAGCCAAGGCCCAAGAAGGAGCGAGAGAGGCGGCCCCUCCCUGUGCUGCAGUGUGGUGACCGGUACACCUUUUGGCCUGAAUACGAUCCCAGCCAGACCUGGGUGAGCGAGGUGGACGGCGCCUGGUUGGAGCAGUUCACCAGUCUGGGCUGGCGCCACAGUGAGGCCCUGAGAACACUGAAGGCACAGGGCCGACAGGGAUCCAGGGACACGGCGCCAGAGAUCCUCGCCUCCCUUAAGAAAAACGAGUUUCGUCUCUCCAAGAGUGAGAGUGAGUCACUGUACGUGGAGGUUUUAUACACAGUGUUCCACAAGGUAGGGGUGCAGCAACACGUCGGCGAGGACCUCACCAAGUAUGCCCAAGCUGCCUUCCACACAGAGCCCCAUGACCACCUCAGACUGCAAGCCGUGGCCCAGGAGGAGAAGCCUCCCAUUCUCGUGCUCAACCUGGUGGUGGUGGAGGCGGAGAACCUGGAGGCCAAGGACCCAAAUGGGUACAGCGAUCCUUUCUGCAUGAUGGGUAUUAUUCCUGAAGUGCAAGUGGGUCAUGCCGUGGCUGCAGGAUCAAGAGGAAGCAGCCGCCAGGGUAGCGUGGACGGUGAUAGCAGCGCUACGUCCCCGGACCCCGCCAAGUUGUCGUCCUCGGCACGCAUCAUAACGGGCACAGCCGCCAUAGGGUUCAGCGAUCCUUAUUGUAUGUUGGGCAUCCAGCCAGCCGUUCAGAGUGGACUACCGGGAUCUCCAAGAGACGUUUACAAUCUGGCACAGGGCUCGCCACCACCUGAUUCUCCAAGAAAUCGGCAUUUUAGUGGAGGAUCGCGGAGCUCGGUGGAGGUGGAAGCAGACAGUGACGGGGACAAGAGCAGCAGCUGUGAAAGCCCUAAGUCCUUUGCCAAGGAAAGUCUCCGGAAGCAUCACAGCUUCCGGUUGAGUUUUAAGCGGAGGCCGGCGGAACCCAAACGAGAGAAGCUGGAACACCGGGACUCCCUCAGUAAUGCAAUACCCGCCAAGAUCAUCCGUGCCACUUCUGUCAAGCCGCACACCCUCAACCCGCGCUGGAAUGAGAAGUUCAGGCUUGACAUCGACGACAUCAGUUUGGACAUCCUCCACCUGGAUAUAUGGGAUCAUGACGACGAGUCCAGCGUGUUCGAGGUGGUGAGCAAGCUGAACGAGGUCAAAGGAGUGAAAGGUUUGGGACGAUUCUUCAAACAAAUCGCCCAGUCAGCGCGGCAAGGGGGCGGUCAGGACGACUUCCUCGGUUGUGUCAACGUCCCACUGCAGGACAUCCCCAGCAUCGGCGUGGACAAGUGGUAUCCCCUGGAGGGACGCUCGCACAGGUCCAACAUCCAGGGCCAGAUUAACCUGAAGAUGUGGCUGUCGACGCGUGAAGACCGAGGUCGGUCGGAAGAAGAGGUAUGGGCGGAGGUGCGGGAACACGAUCAAAUUAUCACCAUAUUCCUCCUCCACGAGCUUAAUAAAUUUAAGGAGAAUACAGUCACGUGGGACGGGGAGCUGAGCACGGCCGCCCAAACCAUCCUUCACCAGCACGCCAUCCAAGGGGACUUGACGCAGCUGCAGCAGGCCAUGUGUCGCUGGAUGGCCGUGUCCCGCACCCACACCUCCAAGCCCGUGGACCCUCGCGUACUCCAUCGCUACCUCCUGGCCCUGCACGACUUAUGGGACACCGAGACACUCGGCAAAGAGGAAGAGGAGAUGCUGGCUGACUCUUACACGGGCUUCCUGGAAUACACCAUGACCGAGGUUCGCCGCCACAGAGAGGUGUUCCCCAUGCCCUCCAAGACCCACGCCAUCCGUCUCGAGGCUCUGCUCAAAUGCCUGUCACUCCUGGCUGAAAGUCGCUCUUACUGGAAAGUGUGUCCGUUUCACAAGGAGGUUCGCGGCGAGGUGAUGGCGGCACUCAAAAGGGGCGCCGUGGAGUGGUACGCUCAAGCUAGACUCAGGUACGACCGCCACAGGGAAGCCAGCCUGGCCACAGGGGGAGACAUUGCCUUGGAGUCCUUAGCCAAGCUCGCUCUUCACCUCACCCUGGAUCUCCAAGCCGGUGUGGACUACUACGACCACGCUUUCUCUAGCACCUCUCUCAAGAUUCCCUACGCGGCCAUCAACUACAAGAUCUUCGAGAAGCUGCUCUCAGAGGAUGCGCUCAAGGUGCUCACUGUCAUUCAGGUAGAUGAAGACAUCGAAAAUGAGAUCUGGCAGAUGUGUGCUCUGCUACGAGAUCUUGAGCUGAACAAGGAGACGCCGUACUAUAAUCCACACUGUUCCACAAGUCCCUUUCUGCUUUACUUAGCACUUGCUGAGUUCUCAAAGUUUCAGGAGCACGUGGCAGCUAGCGAGCGUCGUGCCCUGCUGCUAGGUUCUGUAUGGGGUCACUUCCUUCCUGCUGUCAGCCGCUGGGUUGAUGUAACGGCUUUCAGAGUUUUCUACCGCAUCCGAGUGGCCAUACUGACCGACCGAGUUGCCAAUACUGGCGAGCCCGUCCAGUACACUACCUCGGCAGUAGACACUACCUCCUGUUUCUACCAUGUCAAGACCUUCUGGCGCCACCUGGCCUGGCCUGAUCUGAGCACCUCCUACUCCCUCGUGGUCAGGAUGGUUGAGACUAUGUCAGGGGCAGCAGACUACUAUGUGCACCUGCUGCAGCAGCGCCUCAGCACUCUUGCCACAGACACAACUGACAUGGAACGAGCCCAGCAACUCUGCAUCACUGUCAACAACAUGGAGCAUGUUAGGCAUUCACUCACACUAUUACAAGAAGAGCUGCAGCUUGAUCACCUAACACAACAACUGGAUGCCCAGGAUGGCCAAGGUGGCACCACCUACGCUGACCACAUAGGUAGCCUUCUACUCGAGGCCCUCACAAAUCUGGACGCAAAGAUUGCCAACUCUAUGUCUCCCGUGGCAGAACAGAUUGGUGUGGAAUUGCAAAAGGAUGUUUUUCACCUGGCAUGGUCCCCAGACUCUCUGCCUGCAGAAGAAGCUGUCCGGCCACUGCUUGAACGCCUCUUUGCUUCACUCUCAACAUAUUCAGCUGCGCUUCUCAAGAACAAUCUGGAUCGCCUUUUGUACUUACUGUGGCUGGCUGUGCUCGGUGCUCUCCAUGAUCAAAUUGGCAAGGAUACUGAAGAGAAGCAGGUGACAUUUUUUGUGAGACUGUAUGAUGCGCUCGAGUUACUGCGAGCCUUCUUCUCCGCCCACGGCCGAGGUCUGGAUGACAACUCCCUUGCAGGACCGGAAUACAUGACCCUGGAGAGACAGCUGCGGCUCCACAAGACAACGACAGAGACCCUCAUCGAGACUUACCACAUGGAGCGGUUAAUGGAGCAGGAGCGUGUUGAGAGCCAAGAGUAUGGAUCGCUCUUUGUCAGAGCAUAUUUUAAUCAUGACUCUCUGUGUGUGGAGGUAUUGCAAGCCAGGAAUGUCAUCCCUCUUGACCCUAAUGGUUUCAGUGACCCGUUUGUGGUGAUUGAGCUGCUCCCACGACGUCUGUUUCCUGGAGCAGCGCAGCAGCAGACCAAUGUCCACAAGAAGACACUUCAUCCACUCUUCGAUGAAUGCUUUGAAUUCCCUGCCUCCCUGGAAAGCUGUCAGGCAGAGGGAGCCAUGAUCUUAUUCACAUUAAUGGAUCAUGACGUCAUCACCUGCAAUGAUUUUGGAGGUGAAGCCUUCUUGUCUUUGAAUACUAUAUCGGGUGUUGUGGCCUCCUCCUCCUCUGUUGAUAACUUCCAUGGCCUCAAACCCAUUGAGCUGAGCCUCAUGUUUCAGAAGGAUCCAGACAACUCCAUCUUGAAGGUGCUGGAGACAAGAACCAGCGACAAGGUGGCAUUGGAGUUUGUCAAAAAGCAAAAGGAGAGAAUUGCUCGGCCUACUUAGGACCUGAAGCAACACGUCUCUUCAUUCACCUCAAAAUGUCUUGUCACCCACUGUUCCUCUAUUUCCUGCCACUCGCUCAACUAUGCUGACCUCAUCGGGUCUACCUACUGCUCACACGUCUCAUCAUUCUCAUCACCUCUGCCAUGUUGUGAUGCAAUUUUUGUUUUCCUUAUAGAUUCUGUUCCUUUAGCACCCAUAAACAUAGGUAGAUAGAGAGAAGUCAACCAUACCACUGGAAACACAUGUCAGCCUGGAAAUGUGAUGAAUAGUAACUAUAUAAUACACAAUCAAACACACACACACACACACACACACACACACACACACACACACACACACACACACACACACACACACACACACACACACACACACACACACACACACACACAUAUUCCCCAGAGUCAAGUUCCAGAUGUCCAUUCAUAAGUUAUCAAUUUGUAAAAUAUUCUGUUUGUACUGUACCCUCUCAAAUUUUACCCCUGCUUUUCUUGCAGACCCAUUCCACUAAACUCUGAAAGUACUAUGAUAAAACUUGAGAUUUUGAAAACAUUGAAAAAAAACUUAUUCAUGGUAGCCUACAUAGACUCCCAUUGUGUGUGUGUGUGUUUUGUGCUCAUAUUUAGUGCACCAUUGCAAUGAGGCUGAGUGAUCUUGAUCAGGUGGCUCUGUUACUCCUGAGCCAGACUUCCAAUUUGUAUUUGUGGAUGUUCAUAACCCAAAUGCUCAUAA